AUGGACGUUCUAUCAUCAGAGCUGUAUAGUAUAAAAAGGGUCCAAAGUGCUUUACAAGUCCUGGCCACAACUCUACAUCUGACUUCAUAUCUGUAUCCACAACAAGCUCUAGUCUCUGAUGGAGACGUAUUCGACUACAUAGUGGUGGGAGCAGGAUCUGCGGGUUGUGUGAUCGCAAACAGACUCACAGAAGAUCCAAGAACAAGAGUCCUGCUCGUAGAAGCUGGUGGUGAUCCACCAAUGGAAUCUGUUCUUCCUGGCUUAAUGUCGUAUUUAAAACAUUCUGCGGAAGAUUGGAAUUAUACAUCAGCUUACGAUGGCUAUUCACAACAAUGUCACGUGCCACCUGUUGCUGAUAUAACCAGAGGGAAAAUGCUGGGUGGCUGUAGCAGUAUAAACUAUAUGGAUUACGUUCGAGGCAAUCCUCAUGAUUAUAAUACGUGGGCAAACAUAACUAAAGAUGAUACUUGGAAAUAUGAGAACGUUCUUCCAUAUUUUAUCAAAAGUGAAAGACUUGAAGAUCCAAAUAUUUUUAAAACACCAUAUGCACAAUUUCAUGGACGUAAUGGUUACUUGAGUGUUACAAGGCAGUACGCUAACGUAACACAUAAGUAUUUAAAAGCGUUUAGUGAGCUUGGACAUAAUAUCGUAUUUGACACAAAUGGUGAUUAUACCCUUGGCUAUAGUGAACCAAUGCUGACGAUGGCUGAUGGUUAUCGACAAAGUACAGCUACAGCAUUCCUCUCUCCAAUUAAAACUAGGCCUAAUUUAUAUGUCCUAAAAAAUACUCUGGUUACUAAAAUAAAUUUUGAUAAAUACGAUAAUGCUAUUAGUAUUGAAGCAAUUAAAGAAAAUGAUAAAAAGAUAAUAAUAAUGGCAAACAAAGAGAUCAUAGUAUCAGCUGGAACUAUAAAUUCUGCACAGUUGCUCAUGUUGUCAGGCAUUGGUCCUAAAAAUCAUUUAGAAAGUUUAGGCAUCAACGUUGUAUCAGAUUUGCCAGUGGGAGAAAAUUUACAAGACCACAUAACUGGUAUUACAGUCUAUGCAAUGGAUAAAAAGGAAAGUUAUAGAUUACCUAAAAAUCCUCACGAUUAUCCAUUAGCAAAAGUUGUUGGCUACGUUGCAAUGAAUGAAUCACAAUCAUACCCAGACUACCAAACGCUCAGUUUUAUUACGGACGCAGAUUCAAUUCUACAGCUUUGCACAUUUACUUACAACUUCAAAAACGAAAUAUGUGCGUCUUUUUAUAAUCAAUUAAAAGGAAGAGAGGUUAUGUUUUCUCAUAUCGUUUUACUUCAUCCAAAAUCUAGAGGUCGUAUUUUGUUGCGAAGCGUGAAUCCUUAUGAUUAUCCACUUAUUUACACUGGUCAUCUAUCAAAUCCUGCCGACUUGGAAACUCUAGCCGCGUAUAUCAAAGAUUUUAAUCGAGUAAGAACUACAAAUUACUUCAAGGAGGUGAAAGCAAAUUUUUUGGUGCCGUCAAGUUGCUCCAUAUACGAACCUGAUAGUAAGGAGUAUUGGAAAUGUCACGCUCUGUGCUUGGCAAUGUCAGUUUAUCACUACGCGGGGACGUGUUCGAUGGGAUCUGUGGUGGAUGGGAGACUUAGGGUUUUUGGUGUACAGAGAUUAAGAGUGGCAGAUGCUAGUGUCCUGCCGACUAUUACAAGCGGGAAUACCAAUGCUCCUAUCAUUAUGGUCGCUGAAAAGGUUGCAGAUUUUAUAAAGGCAGAUAAUAUACAUGUUAAUUAAAUA
Achroia grisella is the source of this 1752-nucleotide messenger RNA. RefSeq names its product ecdysone oxidase-like. Gene Ontology annotation, molecular function: flavin adenine dinucleotide binding; ecdysone oxidase activity. The transcript is spliced from 3 exons. NCBI's taxonomy places the organism in Eukaryota, Metazoa, Arthropoda, Insecta, Lepidoptera, Pyralidae. The record is from RefSeq and is a predicted model, not a curated record. Bases 1 to 1749 code for a protein of 582 amino acids.